GGGUAUACUACUGUCCUUUGUAUAUAAUAAAAAAAGUUAGAAAUUUAUAAAACUAGUCUCUUAGUAUACAUUACUCCAACAGUUAUGAAACCGUUAGCUUGGUUUUCUAAGGCUGAACAACGUGGGGAAAAUAUCUCAGAUGAAUUCAAAAUUGAAAUCACGGAUAAAAAACAAUAUCGCCGUAUCAUAUUUUUUUUACUCGCCGUGUCUACUUCAAUAUGGCUAAUGAUAGGAGUUCACUUGAUACACAGUAUAUUUCACUUAGGAGAUUGUUUGCAUUAUGGCAUCACGAUAAGUACUUUCACAUUUGUUUUUACUAAGAUUCUACCAUAUGCUCUAUUUGCGUACAAAAAAGACUCGAAAUAUCCAUGUAUCAUUUUCUAUGCAUUUGGUGUUACUCAACUACUAAUGGCUAGUGUGCUAUUUUUUUCCAUAAACAUACUGGACACAUUAUCCAAAACAGAAAUAUUUAUGGGUUGCCAUAAUAAAAAUCAAGUUCUCACGUCAGUACUCUUUUACCUUAAUUCAUUAUUACUAUUCGUAUGGGCAGUGGGGCUCGAUAAAAGUAUCAAAAUUCCUAGUAAGAAUGAUUCUAAAAAACAAAACGAGUUACCAAACAUCUCCGAAAAGAAAACUUAACGUAUGAAAAUACAUGAUUGUGGUCAAUUGAAUGUAUUAUAGACUGGCUAAUAAAAUUAUAAAUUUCUCGAUGUAAUAAUAAAAAAAGGAUAUACGACUGUGAC
Molecule: messenger RNA, 743 nt
Organism: Microplitis mediator
Lineage: Eukaryota; Metazoa; Arthropoda; Insecta; Hymenoptera; Braconidae
Exons: 3
Coding region: 85-639 (184 amino acids)
Source: RefSeq, a predicted model, not a curated record